Messenger RNA from Ectocarpus sp. CCAP 1310/34, 332 nucleotides. Lineage: Eukaryota; Phaeophyceae; Ectocarpales; Ectocarpaceae. The record is from the annotation of a GenBank genome assembly.
UCGCCUUCUUCUUGUUCGCUGUCUUCAUCGCAAUCUUCUUGGUUGGGUUUCUUUUUGCGGCCAUGUUCUCCACGUUUCGGCUCACGUUCAGGCUUGCGCUUUGCUUUGCCUUCAGGUUUGUGCGCAGGCUCGCUUUCUGGAUCGCGUUCUACUUCAGGUUCUGCGUUGUUCUCUUCGUCUCCGCCGUGUUCGUCUUCAUUGUCUUCAUCGCAAUCUUCUUGGUUGCGUUUGCGUCUGUCUUUUUCACGUUUCGGCUCAGGUUCAGGUUCAGCUUCACGUUCGUGUUCGCGUUCAUCUUCACGCUCUGGUUCGCUGUCUGGGUCGGUCUCUAG